Molecule: messenger RNA, 600 nt
Organism: Penicillium lagena
Lineage: Eukaryota; Fungi; Ascomycota; Eurotiomycetes; Eurotiales; Aspergillaceae
Exons: 1
Coding region: 1-600 (199 amino acids)
Biological process (GO): tRNA splicing, via endonucleolytic cleavage and ligation; tRNA-type intron splice site recognition and cleavage
Cellular component (GO): tRNA-intron endonuclease complex
Molecular function (GO): nucleic acid binding
Source: RefSeq, a predicted model, not a curated record
AUGGCAACAAAUCCAGCAGCCCCCGAGCCCUCAGCGCUCACCCAGCUCAUCUCCUCUGCCUCCGCAUCCAACAAUCCCAUUGCCGCAACCACCCUCCAGAUCCUACACAACCUCCAACACCAACACCUCUGGACAUCUCUCCAAACCCAUGACAUCCCAAGCCCUCCAAAGAGCACCACAGAUACACCGCCAAUCUCCCUGAUAUCCGGCAUCCCCCCACAUCGCGUGUACACCCAUCCAGACGAGCAGCUAUACAUGCUUGAAAAGGGCCUGCGCGACGACGACCUCCGUCCCGAGAGACUAUUCGUCAUCCCCACUGCGCAGGGCCAGUCAUGGAGCGUGCACCGCAUUGCCGCUGUUUUUGACUCACUUCCUGAAAUUCCGAGCUCAAACAACACGGAACUAUCUAUGACGGAUGUUGAUGCAGAGAUGCAGGCCAAGCUCGCGGAGUACUAUACCAAGAAAGAAGCGGUGCGCGCAACGAGGGAAUGGGGCGGCAAGAGGGUGCUGCUUGCUAUGGUGGAUAAGGGGAUGGGCGGGGAUGGAACAGUGGCCUACUAUGUUGUGCACGAUGGCGAGGUCAAGCCUAGGCAGAAUUGA